AGGUUGAAUUCAGGUAGAGGGACACCCUAAUGCAUCAGGUACCUUGAAUAAUCAGUCUUAUUUUUCAGACUUUUUAUAUUAUUUAGUCAGUCAGUCUGUCUAUCAUUGUCUGAAUGUGUGUAUGGCUUUGUGCUUAUAUGUGAUUUAUGAUGCCAAGUGCAAGAAAAAUUCGCCAUGGGGCAAACAAGGUUUAUGAAAUCAGAUUGGCGACCGGACCGGUUUUGGAUCUGAUUGCGUGUAGUAGCGUGACAGAACGAGAACAAAGACACUUGAGCACAUAUUUGAGCAAGAACUAAGGAUAUGUGAUUCAUUUUAUACUUAUGUUGGAAUGUAAUUUCCCAGACAAUACCUACCAGCCCUGCCAUAACUAGUUGAGUUAGUUCUUGAUAAAGCAAAACAAAACAGGUGUUUUUAAAGGGGUGAUUUUUCCAGGUUAAUAAUUGCAUUUGGGGGCUACUACUAGAAUAGGGUUAAAUGCCUGUACGUUAAAAAUACCCCUAUUAUUCUCACUGUUCAGUUCUGCAAAACCAAUUUCAGCAUCUUUCAAAAAGAAGUCAGAGCGAGGACCGAGAGGGAAGUCUGUUGCGAUUGGUUAAACGCUUUAAACUCUUAAGAAUAUGGGGAGCAUAUUUUGAUAGUGUUUUUGUCUUUAUUGGAGAUUUCAGAGGUGUAGUAUUUGUAUUUUAUACCAAUACUCAAUCGCGUCGUCAUGCGCACGCAAAACCACUAGGUAGCAAAAUCUGAUAGGUAGCACAAAUUGGCCGAACACCGGCCGUGAGGUCACGGUGGGCGGGUAAAACAAACAGGAAGUAAGCCAAUUUCUCAGAAAGGCCUUUGAAAAAUCAUAACAAAACUUGGUACAUAGACCCAUGACAUCAUCAUGGGGACACUCAUCAAAUUCUCUUAUUCUCUUGGUCUUAUUUGUCAGACUUUAUUAUUUAAAGUCUGACAAAAAUAAUAAAGUCCUGUUUGGCAAAGCUGCCAAACAGGAAGUAAGCCAAUUUCUCAGAAAGUCCUUUGACAAAUCAUAACAAAACUUGGUACAUAGACCCAUGACAUCAUCAUGGGGACACAUCAUGGGGUCACCACAAAAUUUGGUGACCUUAGACCUCCAGGGGGGGGCAGUAAUUAUUGAAGAUGUGUUUUAACUUGGCCGCGACAGCCAAUCAAACUUGACGGCGAAGCCACCCAACAGGAAGUAAGCCCAUUUCUCAGCAACUCUUUAAAAUAUCAUAGCCAAACUUUUUCAAAUUUUGUGACCUUUUACCUCAGGGGGAUGUCAAACAGGAAGUGAGCUCAUAUCUCUCCAUGACUUCAUGUAUCCGAACCAAACUUGGCUCAUAUGCCGCCUUCAAAACAGCUCAGAGAUUUGGAAGCUCUUUCGUGUCUUUACGUAAACGUUUCCUUCGUUCGAAACGAGAGUUUUCAGGAAACGCCCCUCAGAUGUUCGUAGGCUAUGACAUAAAACUGGAAAAACCGAUUGUUGGUGAGACUAGACUUCAUAACGACAAGUAUGGAUGCCCGCGGGGCCCUUUUUGUGCUUCUUUGCUGAAUCAUACAUCAGUUAAUAGAACUGCUUGCGAUGGUUGAACAUGAGCGAUGUGUUUCAGGGGAUUUUUAUAAUUGUAAGCUAUAAUGUAUCGCAAUGCAAAUGUUAGAAUGGGUGUUAAUUUGCCUCUUAAUGCUUGCUGCAGGUUCACUUUAGUCUAUCAAUUGAGAUGGCCGGCUAUUGUUGUGACGUGAUCUUGGAAAACUCGGGAAGCUUUACUUCCGCACGAAACUCUUUCCGUACUAAACUUUCCUCCGAGCUUAAGGUCCGAACCUCCUGGAAACGCUUAUUGUUUUGAAGGCAGCAAUAGUCUUAUGACUCUAUCCUGAUGAUGCCCAAAUCAUUUGGUGACAUUUGACCUCUAGGGCGGCAUUAAAACCAUAGUGAGUGUGAUCAUAUCUCAGUCUAUCUUUUAUUAUUUAUUUUUAUUAUAUUUGAAUCUUGUUGAAAGUGCUGGAGGCCGUGUGUUUGACGUAGAUCCAUCUUGUUGCUGUGGCUACUCUGGUCAAUUCUGCUUGCAGAAUUAUCUUGUUGCUGUGGCUACUCACCAGAGUAGCCACAGCAACAAGAUAGAUCUACGUCAAACACACGGCCUUCAUCUCUUUCAACAAGUUUCACAUCAAAAAAUAAAAGAUAGACUGAGAUAUGAUCACACUUGAUUUGGUUUUAAUGCCACCCUAGAGGUCAAACGUCACCAAAUUAUUUGGGCAGCAUCAGCGCCAUGUUACCUUGCGACAACGUGCACAAUCAACGCACCAAACGAUCGCAGCAUACGUAUGGCAACCCUGAUCCGUAGGCGGAUGCGUUGUUAGCAGCAGGUCUAUUCCAGCCCUUAGAAAGCAACUUCAAUGUAUUUUCAUUGUGAUAACCAUUUGCCAAUAGCUUUCAUUGUAAGUGAAAUUACUGAGACGUCAUCAUGUAACCUUCGAACCAAUUACGUCUGUCCACCAAAAUUAGUUUAUGGAGUUGUAUUCUGCUUGGCCCCCUCUUUGCUGCUCCCAGCUAUAUUAAUUAGGUGAGUGCUGCAUGCAGCGCUCAACUAUUGUUCUUCAUAAGUUUUAUCUUUUAUCUUUUUCUUUAUUAUUCUCUACAAACUUUGGGACCUAUCUCCUUCCUCAAUUUUUCACCUAGAGACUCCAUUCAAAUUUUAAAAUAUUCAGAAUAGCUUGGAAUUGCGUGCCUUAUUUCAGAUUUUUUUAAUAUUUUAUACUUUUUAAGAUAUUCUACUUUUCAAAUAUUAUCUUCUUUUUUUUACCAUGGGAGUCAAUGGGAUUUCAACUGUUUCCCUUCAUUCAAACCUUUUAACAAAUCUACACACUUGUAUCUUCAAUAAUAUCUAAACUGAAUUUCGAUAUCAUUUAAACUAUCUUCAGAAUCACAGUUUUAGUUUCAAACCGUCAUAUUCUACAGUUGGUCCCAUUAAGCCGUCUGCCCAUUCUGACACUUAAAUUACUUAAGACAUCGUAACUCGGUCAAAUUUCAACCGUUAACCUUCAUUCAAACCUUUUACCAAAUCUGCACACUCGUAUCUUCAAUAAUAUCCAAACGGAAUUUCGAUAUCAUAUAAACUUUAUUCAGAAUAACAGUUUUAGUUCAUACCGGCUUCGUUUUCAGUUGGUCUCAUUGAUUUACGUUGACGCUGGAGCGUGAGGACGUGCAGCAGUGUUGCCAGAUUGGGCGUUUUUCCCGCUAGAUUGGGCUAUUUUUGGAGGACGUUCCGGCAGCGUUGCCAGAUUGGCCUGGCAACACUGCCGGGCCAACACAUUUGACCUUUUACAUUUCUGCAUUUUUAGCAAUGCUUUGCGCUUUUCAUUCGGCUGUCACUUUAUUUGUUUCCAACCAUUUACUUUUUCUUAAAUGGUGUGCAUGUUUACAUUGUUUACUCCAUUUAGACUUUUGAACUUCUGUUCAAAUCCUUUCACUUGAUUUAAGCCAUUUAACGUUUCUUUAUGUCUUAAUCUAUGUGGCUUUGUUAAAAAAUAUUUUCAACCCCACUUUGUAGGCCUACUACAGCCCCCACCGCAUUUUCUGGAGGAAAUUUUAUAUUUUUUGUUGUUGAUAAUAAACUUUUUUGGUUCUAGUUUUCACAUGAUGUUUAAUUUAGAGACAAUUGUUUUCGUGGCUUGGUUACACAAGCUGAAAACACACCGUAAACCAGCAGCCCGCAGCAGCAGCAGCAGCAGCAGGCAGAACUCGGGGCUUCCUGCUGAGAGCCCACUGGAUGUCGCAAAGCGUUCCUCUACCGGAGGAAGCGGUGUGCUUCUGUGGUUUGGUUCAUCACGACGGCCCGACGGGUCUAUCAGAAGCUCUGAGCACAGGAAGCAUCUCUCUGUGACGAGAUUAAAGUUGAAGGUUCAAGAUGACUGCGUUCAUUGUUAUCAAAUCAGGCAAUUUAACUGCAGUUUCCUCUCUGUCUCAGUUGUGCUAUUCAGGAGUAAGUAAAUUAUGUUAGGACUAAUCAUCGGUUUAAGUUAAUGCACGAAAAAAUACCAGACCUCAAUUGUCAAAAAGUUUAAAGUUAAAAAAAGUAUGCGUUUUGACCACUAUGAACUCAUAUUUUUCUUUUUUGGGUUGAGUUGUUACAAUUUAUCCUACAGCAGCCAUGAUAUGACAUUUUCCAGCUCGUCGCUGUCCUUUCUAAAGCCCAGAGCGACGUCACGUCUGGAACGCGGGUCCGCCCAUGCUGUGCCCGGCUGUGUGUGUGAGUGUGUCAGUAACGACAAAUGACCGGAUUAAGCAACGCGCAAGGGCUUUCAACUUGGGAAGGAAAGGCUCCACGAUAACGGGGGAAGAGGAACUGAACCUGCCUUUUAACGGGGGAGGAGCACAGAGUCCGCUGUCGUCCAAUUAAAUCCCCCUUUGAGAGCCCCCUAAUUGGACGAGGCCCCGCCCACGUUUUCUCCAUACCCCUGUGGCUCCGCCCCUCUGGGAUCACCCAACGGGGCCCCCCCUGUCCUCUCCUCCUCCUCCUCUCGCUGAGACCGCCCUCCACCCCCCCUCAGCGGCCCCCCGUGCACCGGGGAAGGCGGGGGCCUCAGUGGACCGCUAGCCCCGCCGGCGGCCUGUGAGCGGCGUGCGGCCGGGCGACGGCGUGCCAUGGCGCCCCGGCUGCGCAUCGUGUUCGGCCUCCUGGCGGCCGGCAGCCUGCCCCUCUUCUACCUGAUGAGUGUGAGCCUGGAGGUGUGGACCCCCUGGCACAUGGACCUCCUGGGGCGGGCCUGGUACGCAGCCAGCCCCUCCCCCCCAAGCAGCAUUCCAGGAGAUCGCCUGGGGCCCCUUCGGCUCAACAACAGUCUCUUUGGCCAGGACCCCGGGGCCUCCAGUGUUGACCCGAGCAGUGUGGCCCCAGACCCGUCCAGUCCGGGGCCAGUGCCGUCCACCACUGCUGCCGCCGGCCAGCCGCCGGCCAGGGGAGCGAGGGUAACCACGUCUAGACCAGCCCCCAUUGAGCCCACUCCCAGGGUGCCGGCCAGGGGACCGAGGGUAACCACGUCUAGACCAGCCCCCAUUGAGCCCACUCCCAGGGUGCCGGCCAGGGGAGCGAGGGUAACCACGUCUAGACCAGCCCCCAUUGAGCCCACUCCCAGGGUGCCGGCCAGGGGACCGAGGGUAACCACGUCUAGACCAGCCCCCAUUGAGCCCACUCCCAGGGUGCUGACCUUCGAGGAGGCCUACAUUGGAGACACGUACAGCAAAGAAGACAUCCCACCACAGACAACCUGCCCAGAUUCCAUCGCCAGGAAGUGGUCGUCAUCCGGCUUUAAUGGAAGUUUCCUGGGGACCGUUCCGGUUCUCCAGUGGGCCAAGGACGUCACGCUGCACCAGCACCAACGCCUGAAGCAGUUUCACGGAGCCUACGGAUGGUCCUCGAUGGAUUAUGACUCGCUGAAGGCCACGCUCUCCGUCCUCAACCUCACGGCCAACCACCAGAUGUUUGACGACUGGGAGCGCCGACGGAACGGCUCGCAGUGCAUCCGCUGCGCCGUGGUCGGCAACGGGGGCAUCUUGAAGGACUCCGGCAAGGGGCCCGAGAUCGACGGCCACGACUACGUGUUCAGGACGAACGGGGCUAUCCUUGAUGGUUUCCAGAAGGAUGUGGGCACCCGCACCACCCACUACACCUUCUCCACCAACACUAUGAAGAACUCCAUGGGGGGUUACCGUAGCGCGGGCUUCAGGGGGCCACCGGUGUCCAAGGAAACGCGUUAUGUCUUCCUUCCAGACAAUGACCGGGACUAUCUGAUGGUGAAAGCUGUCGCCACACACACACCGGUGGAGCGAGGCCACGAUAAAUCCAAAACUCCACCAAAGUACUUCGGAGAGGACGCGACGGCGGAGAAGCUAAAGAUGUAUCACCCAGACUUUAUCCGCUACCUCAGGAACAGGUUCUUUACAGCCCAAACACUGAAGAAGAGAUACAGGGGGAUCUACCGUCCGUCCACGGGAUCUGUGAUGCUUCUGGCUGCUCUGCACACCUGUGACCAGGUCAGCGCCUAUGGCUUCAUGACGCCCGACUAUAGCAAGUACUCGGACCACUACUUUGACAAAACCUACCACAAGGUGAUAUUCUACGCCAACCACGAGUUCCGCUUGGAGCUGGCGCUGUGGCAGCAGCUGCACAAGGCUGGCCUCAUGCGGCUGUUCAUGAGACCGCCGACCACGAGGAGCCCCCGACCAGCUACACACGGCCCCCAGAGUAACGGGACGGGGUAAUCUGGGUGCCGGAGGACCUGCCGUUUUUAGGACCGAUUGGGAAAAGAACACUGAGGUUUUUUUUCUCUCAAAGCUUUUUUUCUAAGAUUUUUAUUUGGCUUUUCGUGUACGGCGUAAUAAUUGUGUUGGUUUUCUCGUCAAGCUAACAGGUAAAAAUGUAGACUUGAUGGGAAACCACAUUGUGGCUGAUUGCCUUGACCGAACCCUGUCUCAGACGUUCUCCUCCAGUCUUUCUGUGUGCCUUGAAAUUCAGAAGAAAAACAGAACGGUCUUUUAUUUUAAAAACUUAAUUUAUUUCUGUUUUAAAGCAAUUUCAUUGGUGUGUAGUCUACGAUGCAAACUGCAUUUUAAAAACAUUAUUUUAGAAAUGACUCUGAGGAUCCUCCUCCCCGUGGCGUUAACUCAUGGAGGGCGAAGGAGCCGUGUCAAGCUGUGCUAUUGUGGAGCUGGGGGACAUAUUUUAACGGACUGAAGAUGUUUCCCCUGACAACACGGGGAGAAAGCGUCCCUUUCUCUCAUGGCCGAGCAGGGGGGUUUCCAGGGACAACUCUUCAGGGAGCGUUGGCGGCAGCACCUGCGACGACGGGCUUCACGGCCACGGCGUGAAGUGGAGCUGGACCUCGCUGGAGAGCGCUCGUCUCCUCACUGGUGGACUGCAGAUGAGGUUUUUUUGUGCUGCGAAACAAUAAUAACGGCGCCUCCGUAAAAUAUACUGCAUAGAGUUUGUCCUGCCAAAGAUACUCCGCGAAUCAGGGAACAUCUUUUUUAUACUGUUGAAGGACUUUCUGGUGUUGAAUCAAUGGGUGAUUUAAGGGCUAAAAACUUAGACUGGCAUUGCACAAUUUCUGACUGUGAUUUUGAUUCCUGAAAUUUGUCUCCAAGUAAAAGGGUGACCUCCGACCUGCUGGGGUUAACAACAGGUUCAAGUAUUGUCUCGUCAU
Messenger RNA from Gadus chalcogrammus (walleye pollock), 7203 nucleotides. Its product is annotated as alpha-N-acetylgalactosaminide alpha-2,6-sialyltransferase 2-like. The transcript has 11 exons. Gene Ontology annotation, molecular function: sialyltransferase activity. The coding region runs from base 4646 to 6262 and encodes 538 amino acids. NCBI's taxonomy places the organism in Eukaryota, Metazoa, Chordata, Actinopteri, Gadiformes, Gadidae. The record is from RefSeq and is a predicted model, not a curated record.